Messenger RNA from Menidia menidia (Atlantic silverside), 3723 nucleotides. NCBI's taxonomy places the organism in Eukaryota, Metazoa, Chordata, Actinopteri, Atheriniformes, Atherinopsidae. The record is from the annotation of a GenBank genome assembly.
ACGCUGCCAGUCAGCAGUGUCACGAAGGGCCACCCAGACAGCCCCGAUGAGCUCGUUGCAAUUGGUAUUUCAAGCUGUCAGCCAACGCCUCUCCCUCCGUAGAAGCCAAGAUAACGAGCACGGUGAUAACCAUAACGAAAGCUGGGAUGUUUCGGAGGGGAGUGACUGUAACACAAAGUGAUUGACUCAGCCUUUCGGACGCAUUCCCAAGAAUUUGUAUAAUUUUAAACCUUCAUUGUCUAUACUCAUGUGGCGGACGGAUCGUGCUAUGUUGAAUGUUGCGAGCAAAUCGAGGUCGUUAUCAUUCAGGACCACAUGCUGAGAAAGACAAGAGGAAGAAAAAGAAAAGGAAACGCCAGUUCAGGAGGUUGUUUGGACCGGUGGACGAAGCGGAAGGCUAAUAGUAACUCGGAGUUGUGGUGCCAAGAGGGAUAUACACACACUCAACGUGACAUUGCUGACUAACAGGGCACAACCGAGGAUUAUCUGGGACCAAGUAUAGCCUUGGCAAUCUCCUGGCGUCGAGAAGAAAAUAAGUUUUGGUGCAAAGAUAACACCAGAGUACCGCGACCACCACUGCCACUUUUUUUUUCCUUUUCAAAACAAAAAGAAAAACAGAAGGCUUUGCUUCCAGUCUUAUAAGGAUGAAUCACCUAUCGCUCAGCGAGCUGUGUUGCCUGUUCUGCUGUCCGCCAUGCCCCAGCAAGAUUGCCUCCAAGCUGGCCUUCCUGCCCCCGGAGCCCACCUACAGCCUCAUGUGUGAUGAGAGUGGCAGCAGAUGGACGCUUCACCUCUCGGAGCGAGCUGACUGGCAAUACUCGGCCCGUGAGAAGGAUGCCAUAGAGUGUUUCAUGACACGCACUUCCAGAGGGAGCCGCAUUGCCUGCAUGUUUGUCCGCUGCUCGCCCAAUGCCCGCUACACUCUGCUAUUCUCACACGGCAACGCGGUGGACUUGGGCCAGAUGAGCAGCUUCUACAUUGGGUUAGGUUCACGCAUCAACUGCAACGUCUUUUCCUAUGACUACUCUGGAUACGGGGCCAGCUCUGGGAAACCCUCAGAGAAGAACCUGUAUGCAGAUGUGGAUGCUGCGUGGCAGGCCCUCCGAUCACGAUAUGGGAUCCGUCCAGAGAACGUGAUCGUGUAUGGUCAGAGCAUCGGCACGGUGCCCUCUGUCGACCUGGCCUCACGCUACGAGAGUGCUGCGGUCAUCCUCCACUCCCCGCUCACGUCUGGCAUGAGAGUGGCUUUCCCUGACACCAAGAAGACUUACUGCUUUGAUGCCUUUCCAAACAUUGACAAGAUUUCCAAGGUGACUUCCCCAGUCCUUGUUAUCCAUGGUACGGAGGAUGAGGUCAUUGACUUCUCUCACGGCCUGGCGCUGUACGAGCGCUGCCAGCGCCCUGUGGAGCCCCUCUGGGUGGAGGGGGCCGGGCACAACGAUGUGGAGCUUUACGGACAGUACCUGGAGAGACUCAAACAGUUUGUUGCACAUGAACUGGUAAACUUGUAGAGGACCAGGAAUUGAGGGCGGCGAGAGAAGAAAAUAAAACUUCAGUCUUCUGGAGAAUGAUGGACAUGGUUUACAACUUUUUUUUUUUUCUCUUCCAUUAAGCAAUGGAGAGAGAAUAAAUGUCUUUUAGAGCUGACUUCAGCACUCCAGUCUGCCCUGUGACCUCCUGUGCUAUCUGCUCUACGUUUUGCAGCCAUAAACUCAGAAAUACCCAUAAUGAUGUUUUGCUUUUAACUUUUUUUUGUUCAUGUUAAACAAGUAUGAAUGAAACGGGAAGUAGACGUGUACAUGACAACACUCCGUACAGACAUGCAAUCAUGGGUGUGGUUGAAUGUAUGUCCUGUUUUCUUUUGUUGCCUUUUGUGAAAAACAUGGUUCACAGUUCAAAAAGACCUGCAGUCGGCUCCUGAGCUCUGUAAGGCUCUCAGAAGCGGCCUUUCUAUAAACCAGUCUCUGUAAAGCAAGGUCCAUCUGACUCUAAAGUCAGACUUGGUCAUGCACACUUCAUUCAAUUAAAGAAACAAACAAAAAACAUGACAUUUGCACUUAUUAGUUGUCAUUUUAUUGCUGAAGAGCUGUUAAAGAUAUACUGGCAACAUAUUUAGCUGUGCCAGUGUUGCCAAAUGUUAAAACUAUUGCAGAGACUUGUGCACAUGAAGAAAUGUAUUAUUACAAAUAACCUUUAGAAAGAAGUAGUUUAGUUUUUAAGCUGUACACUUAGUGUUAAGUCCUAUAAGAGUAUGGUGGUCUCAGUCUGCAGCUGACCGAAAGACUGAGGCUGCAUGAAGUCCCGUGAAUAGUGGAUUAGUUUCCCAUUCCUCACGCCAUCACUCACACACUCGUCUGUGUGACCUGCUGAUCUCAGAGCAACAAUUCGUCGUCAUUGCGCUGUGAUGGAUCAAAGCAGGGCACAACUGUGGAUGAACUCUGACCAGUUCUGGAAAUAAAGUGUUGAGUUGUUGGUUUCAGUGUGGCUCUGAGAUGGAUGGGUCUCCCUCCGGGUUGCACCCCACCUCUCACCCAGUGGCAGCUGGGAUAGGCUCCUGCCCCAACAACCCCAAAUUAGACUGAGUGGGUGUGGAACCAUAAUGGAUGAGUCAUAGUGACAGUCAUCGGUCGACUUUUGACGGUGUUGUUUCUGCCUUUUAGUCUGAAUAUAUAAAGUAAAACUGUGUGUAAUAAUGAUGAGAUCUCCUUAUGUACGUGUAUCAGAUCUUUUGAGGUGUAUCUUUUUAUCUGAUAUAAAAAUCACUGUUAGAGCUCAGACUUAAACCACUAAUGCCAAUCAGGAUGAGCAGCGACCAUUACACCUGCUGGUUUAGAUGCAUUUUUCAGUUGAAGAGGAUAUAGAUAUGAUAUUUUAAGUCAUAUUUUAAUAUUUUCCUCCACUAUAUGAAUAGACACCAGAGAUGGUUAGCCACUCGCCAAAUGUGCAAUGGGACAAUGAGCUAUGUCUGUGUGACUGGCUCAGCAUUAAAGGUCUCCAUCCUGAAUGGAAAAUAAUCUGUUUGUCUUAACUUUAUCUUUCUGUCAACAUAGUUUGAAACUGGUUAAAUAUGAAUUUAGCCUUUAAUGCUGAGGGAGGCAAAGCAGUAGCCACAGUCGGUGCGCUGAAAAGCAAAUGUUCAAGUCUUACUGCAUGCUACACGCCAUGUCCACCUUUUCGUGUAGAUGUCAUAGCAAGCGUGGAUCUCAUAAGAAGUACCAAUAAUUUCCCUGUGUAUACUUCAACACCUGUCUCAAACUACUGCUCUGAGUGUCCGCUAAAGCACGAAAGAAUUGAAGACUGUCAAACAAUCGGUGCUAAUGUAGAUAUUCAGAUCUGUUUAGAAGGAAGCAAAGAAAGGCUUGCCAAUUUGUCAGAUUGACCAAGAUCCCGAUCAGAGCUGGUAAACUUUUUUUCUGUUUAGGUUCUCAUUUGUUUUAAACGGUCCUGCUUCUCAUAACUUUUAUUUUCAUGUAUUCAGCCACUAUUUUUUCCUUAAAAAAAAUCUUUCUAACAACUGAUGCCCCCACCCCCUCUUUAACUUGAUUUUACACAAGUUCAUCUAAGAUAGGCCAUCACUCAGACUCAGAGAACCUUUUGUACUGGCCACCUUGAUGAGUGUCAUACCUCAUUUGAUUAAUUUUGUAUAGCAGUACGGAAUAAAUACUUGUAUGUAAUAACAAAUUCUAACGUGGAUGCUAAAAAUAAAUGGUGUUUGAGAAACAA